CGCGAAUCGGCCGCCCCCGCCCCCUCGGCCCCGCCCCCACACCACAGCCCGAGCUCGCUCCUGCGCUUGCGCUCUCCCGGACCCGAGUGAAUAGUCCUCGCGCCGGUGGGAUACGGCGGUGAGUGCGUUUCCCCUCGCCUCCAGCCUCCAGGAGGUUCCCGGCGCCUCAGGCAGCUGCAGCUCCGAAGCGGCUGCCACCGCACCUGGGCAGUCUGGACCCUCGUGCCCUGUUCCCGGGGCCUCGCGCGGUGGGAGCCCCGGGACACCCCUGCGGGCCGGGUGGAAGAGGAGAAAGAAGAAUAAGAGGAAGACGUGGACCAGGAUCCCCAACCUCCCCACAACACCUGGCCUCUCCGCUUCCACUUCUUUCACACAAGGAGAGAGGAGCCAGCGAGAGCCAUGGGGGGCUGCGAAGUCCGAGAAUUUCUUUGGCAAUUUGGAUUCUUUUUGCCUCUGAGGACAGCUUGGCCGGGCUACUGUAGUCAUGUCUCCAACAACCAAGGUAACAUGGGUCUACCUAGUGGGAUGGCAUCUCCACAGCAGAUUCACAGAGAGAAAGGAAACCAGACUUUGUCGUGUGUCCUUCCUGCCGGCCGGGAGCGGACAUCGACAUUUGGAGGCCCGCCCGGGGACUGAUCACCCCCGAGACGUGGAAGUGGACAACGCUCCAGUACAGAGCUGCGAGACAGGUGAGUUGGGGAUAAGCCUGGGCUCUGGGUGUCGCGCACCUACAGGGCUUUUAGACUCCCCUCAGGCUCACGCGUAAGUGGCGGAUUCCUUGGGCCUCACGCGGUGAGUAACAUAUUAAAAGAUGGGAAACAUGUUAGGUAGCAACACUAAGAGCGAGGGUGGUUGUGGAGAAAGCUCUCAAGAGCUUACAAAAGUACGCAGGGUAUCUGAGCAGGCCCAGUCAGGGAGCUCCCGAGAGGGGUCCGUCAAGGGGAACAAGGAUGCUAAGGAGGAGGACGGGGCUCUAGCCUCGGAGUCGUCUGACUCCGAGGACGAGGGAAAGUUGAAUGGCAAGGGGGCCAAAGAGACCAGCUGUCAGGAGCCUAAGUCGCUCAAUAAGGAGUCGCAGGGUUCUUUUCCAGCGUUGCCCCGCGAAUUGCGCUCUGCUCAACCUGGUCUGCGGAGGAGUAGAGAGCUCCUGAGCGCUCCCCGGCGCGAGAGGGAGGCGAAGCCUUCCGCCCCACCUUGGGGGCCGUUUCCUGAGGCGAUUCCUCGCCACGAGGCGGCCGCCUGGGAGCUCUCUCCCCUUUCGCCAGAACAGGAAGUGAUGCACGGGCCCCCAUUUUCCGCCCAAUCACGGCCGCUGUCUUAUGCUCCGCCGCCGGCGGGUCGGUAUUUUUACAGGCGGCUUUGGCAGGGGGGACGCUUGUCUCAUGAGGUACAUCCACCUGGGAUAGAUAGUGGCCCCUACGAGAUAUUCCCUGUACAAGUAGCUAUGGGCCAGGGACGCAAUGUAUGGGAGCCUUUUGAGAUAAAGCAGAUUAGAGAACUUAAAAAUGCAGUUACAACCUUUGGGCCGACUGCGCCUUACACCAUUGCCAUGCUGGAGAAUCUGUCUUCUGGGCCCCUCACCCCCGCGGACUGGAUUCAGCUGGCAAAGGCGUGUCUGCCCUCGGGCAGUUACCUGGAUUGGCGAGCCUGGUACGCAGAGUUCUCUGCCGAGCAGGCUGAGAAAAACGCCGGUCGAGGAAAUGGGGGCUGGGGAUUUAGCUCAGCGGCAUAAGCGCUUGCCUUGCAAGCAGGCAGUCGUGAGUUCAAUCCCUGGUACCGAUAAAAACAAAAAAAACAAACAAAAAAAAAAAAAGAUAAAAAUAAAAAAUAAAAAAUAAAAAACAAAAAGGGGGAGUAAGCCAAGGCCUGCCUCCAAAGGCGCGGUUAUCUAUGACAGGACAAUGGAUGGGCCCGGAUCCAGUGGUCAGCUGGAACCGAGGCGCGGUUUGUGUUUUCCCACAGGAACCGGGACGAGAACCACUGUGGAUACCGGAGAGACUGACACGGGCAACAAAGCCCUCGACUGAAGAUCAGACCUGCCCUACUGGAGAUCCAUCACAGACCAACCAACAAGAUGAAUAGAAAUAGCAGUAGCCCGAAAUGGACAAGAAGAUCCUCAGGCAUAUGCAUGGCUUGCUCAAUUGGCCCACGACCGAGUCUAGAUAUGGCGGGCAUCCCUCAUUCUCCUCCAUAAGGUGACAAUACACAGCAGGGUAGGUGAGUCAAUGACGGGUAAGAGCGUGCCUCCCCAGCACGACUCGACCUAAGCCAGGCCCUACCCCAUCCUGCACGUAAGCCGCUGGACUGUUAGAUGCUGCCCAGGUCUAAAUUUCUCUCCGAGGGGAUUUCUUUACGGAGAGGAAAUGAGUGCAAGCUUGUGUGCAUCCAGGUUCCAUCCAGUUUGUGCCUGGCCCUAGAAAAAGGACGAGGGCCUCAGGGCCUUGGCAGACCAUGGCAUGGCCAACCAGGGUCUAAGCCAAGGACCUACGGUGGGCCUACACAUAGGGCAUAAGCCUCUGCACCCAGUCCAGGAAGGGCUACGAUGCGCACAUUCAUAAAAAAUAAAAUAGGGGGAGAUGUUGGGAGCCGCGUCUGUGAUAGCUCGCCUUGCGCGGCGGACGUGCGGCCUGUAGGAAAGAGCAAAGCCUGAGGUAGAUUGCCCCUCCCAUCGAAUAUGUUAGUUUCCUGCUUACCGCGUAAACAACCCGCUCAACAAUAUAGUCUGCCUGGCAACUGAUGAUGUUAGCCAAUCAGCUUGCCUUGCUUACUUUAACAUGAUUGGACACUGUACCCGUAUAUAUACCGGCGCCACCCCUGGGCGGAAGUAGAAGCCAGGUAGAAGCCCAGAAGUAAAAGCCCAAAAGGAGCCGCGGAGAGCGGACCGGUAGAGGCUUUGGGGCAGACUGAAGCACAAAAGGAGCCGCGGGGAGCGGACCAGAGGAGGCUUCAGCUGGGAGAACCCAGGGCAGGCUGUACGGAGAAGGAAAAUAAAAAGAAAAGGUUGUCCACUACCAGACUUUGUCGUGUGUCCUUCCUGCCGGCCGGGAGCGGACAUCGACAGGUGAAGUCACACAUUAGUAAGUUACCUAUAGAUUUGGGAAUCAGUGCUAGAUUCUUACCUUGCAAUUUAUUAACACAGCUAGCAUUUAUUAAAGAUACUAUACUUGGUUCUGUAUUUGGGAUCUCUCUCUCUCUCUCUCUCUCUGUCUCUCUCUGUCUCUCUCUCUCUCUCUUUUCUGUCUCUCUCUCUGUCUCUCAUUAGGCUACAAGUAGUUACAAUCAUUUCAGACAGAGGAGAAUGAAGCACAAGGGCAUCAGGAGAACCUGUGAUAGAAUGUUGAGGACAGAGUGGUAAAUGGCUGGGACAGGUGGAGACUAAGGAGUGAGACAGAAAAUUCAGGAAGAGACCUGGGCUUGAGUCAAGACUUGAUAGUAUUGAAUGGUAUGCUAAGUCCUCUACCCUGAUAGCCAGAAGUUCUCAGUCACUUUGGGUAUCUUUGAAAAAAUAACCAUUGUUAGGUACAGCGCAGAUGUACCACUGUAUUUCGAAAAUUUACUCAUUUUUAAAAUGUUAUUAAGUAUAUAGUAGGCACUUAAUAAAUAUUGAUUUACCUUAAAAGUAAUGCUUUGUUGGUUGUUAGUCAUCUCAAAAAUUUUUAAUUAUUUCAGUGACGUGAAGGGGAAAUUUAUUUUUUGUUACUGAGACACCACUCUGUGGGGACUAUACUACAAUCCCCAAAAUAUUAAAGAGUUAUAGUGAUAUGUAUUGAUGAUUCACUGAUAAACAUCCAGAAGAUCAGUCAUUUGUUGAGCAAAAUGUGUGUAUUGCUUUCCCAUCUUCCAUGUUGCCCUAAUGAAAGUCAUAUUGAUUUUUUUCUCAUUGAAUUUGACAGCUUAGUUAUUUAUUUCCACUUCCAAUAUAAAAUGAGCAUAUUACCUGGUUUUCUUGAUGAUGCUUCAUACAGAUGUAAGUGUUUCCUUAGUGCCUCAAAGAUAAUAAAAUUAUUCUUUAAAAUGUGUUAUCUAGAAUAUGAAAUUUAAAGUACAUGAUUCCAAGGUUAAUUAAAAAAACAAAAAAGAUGAUAAUGAUAAAGAGGAAGAGAAAAAUUCAGAUACUAGAAAGAAGGAAUGAACCCACUCACCCACAAACUGAAAGUCCGUUAUACUGAUCUUUAAUACAAUUUAUGUGUUGACAUCAUAUUGACCUAAUUGUAAACUAUUUUAUUCAAUUAUUAUAACUUUCUUUGCUUUGAUAUCACCAAAAUAUAUUCAUGUAUGGUUUCUAAUAUGUGUAUUAUUAUAUACACCAAAUUGUUAAUUCUUCAAAUUCUUAGUUGUGUGUACCAAAUUCUAUAGUAAAUAAAGGUCUUAACGGUAAAAAAAGUUUACAUUUUUAUUAGAAAAGUUUUCUGAGCAAUGCUGUGUUAAUUUUAAAAACUUACUAUUAAAACAUAAAUUGCAUUUACCUUUAUGUGAUACAGUUUAAACAUUUUGACUAUUUUGGAUCUUUUGUCAUGGUAAGAUGCUACUGAUUGAUGUUUCAACCCCUUUUUUCAGUAAGAUAGUGCUUUCUUUGUAUUUGCUAUUGAAUGAGUGACUUGGACAAUUGGUGUAUAAUAUUAACAGUUUAAAGGCAGAUAGAAAGCCAGAUGUUAGCAUAAGUGUGAUUUAUAAUUGAGUAAAAUGAGACCAAGGAAUAUUACAUGUCUUCACAGUAGUCACUUAGCCAUUGUUGGCAUUUUACAAUCUCUACAAGAACACUGAAUUAUAUGAAUUUACUUACAUGUGUAUUACACUUUAUAUGUGACAGAGAAUGAAUUUUCAUUGAAAUCAAUGAAGUCAGUUCAUUUUACCAAUAACAGUUUAUUGGCUUAUGACAAGUCAUUUAAUUAUCCCACUUCUCUAACAAAUGUGAUAGGCUAAAUCUUGUCCUGUCAUUUGUAAGUGAAAGUGCAUAAUUUUUACAGGGAAAUUAUGCACAAAUAUCAAAAUUUCAUUAUAUUAAUAAGUGUCAAUAAUUAUUUCUCACAGUACUUAUAUAAACUCUGUCAUGCUGUCUGUGAUAAAGGUAAAUUAUAUGAAAUGAACAUUGAAAUACAGUGUACAGAUGGACUGUUUUGUUAAACUUUAUCACUGUGUGAGCUAUGCAGUACUUUCAAGUAGCUUUCAUCUGCCUCAAAUUUCCCCCCAAACAGAAUAGUCAAAUAGUACAUCUGUAAUUCUCUCAAUAUUCAAAGUUGCUUUGCUCAGUAAUUUUACUAAUGAAUGGAUAGUAUUGAGCAAAAUCUUUUAGGCCAGUAAUAAACCAAAUUCUACUAAUUCAUUAAAAUAAUAGGAAAACAUAAGAAGAAGCUUAGAGGAAAAAAAUAACCUUUUUCUCAGGCAGGAAACAAACAGACUAAUUAGACUGACUCUGAUCUUUUUGUGGCCUGGAGCAAAUAUUUUAGUCUCUUGGAGCCACCAUUUCCACCUUGGUAAAAUGCUGGUAAUCCUUAAUUAUUCUGUUUUACAGGAUUUUAAUAGUGUUGAAAUAUUCUUUGUCAAACUGUUUUGAAAAUUGUGAAGUACCUCACAAUUGCAUUAUUUCAUUUGGUUUCCCAGCAGUACUGGGACAUCUCCACACAUUGUUGAUCAAAUCAUUUAAUCAUUCAUUCCACAUUUACUGAACAAACAUUAAUUGAAUUCCAGAAGCUGUGAUUCAUGUUAGCAUUAAACAUCAAGCCAUUCUGCCUCCUUCUUGAGUCAAAAAAAAAAAAAAAAAAAAAAAAAAAAAAAAAAAAAAAGCAAAGAAAAGGAAAAGAAAGAAAAGAAAAGACAUGUGAUCUAGGGGGCUGGGGAUUUAGCUCAGCGGCAUAAGCACCUACCUUGCAAGGAGGCAGUCGUGAGUUUGAUCCCCAGUACCGAUAAAAAAAAAAAAAAAAAAAGAAUGAGAUGUAAGCUAGAAGGGCAGGCAAGCUGGAUUGCACUGUGAACACAUUAGCCAGACAGUGAGCCUUGGUUUGUGCUUCCAGGAGAAAUAAUCUGACCUUGUGUUACCAAAUUUAAAUAGGGCAGAAAGGGAAAAGGAAGUUUGCUCUUGCAAAUUGAAUACACUCACUAAUUCCUCCUUUCCAUGAUAGGAGGUAAAUGUCAUUAUUGUGUCCCCUUUUAUAACUGAGGAAACUGAGUCAGACAGGGCUUAAAUCAUUUGCAAGGAAAUGCAGAUGAAAUAAGAGCAUAGAAAGAAGAGCAUACUAUGUAUUCAUCAUUCUUCUGUUAGUGGAAGAAAUGCUUGACACAGUUUAAAGGGAAAAAAAAAAACCUCAACAGUUUUGGUUUACAGUUUCAGAGGUUUCAGUCCAUGGUUGACCACUGUUUGCAGAGCAGAACCAUCAUGAUGGAAGGGUGUGGCAGGAGAGGGCUGCUUCCUCUGUGGCAGCCAGGAAACAGAAUGAGGGAAGAGCCAUAGACAGGAGGCCGUGUACCAGAUGCAGGACCCAAUCACUGGCAAGUGUACUGUUCUUUUUUUCUCAUAAUUUAUAUUUUAAAGGGAACAAAACCAAGGAAAAUAAACCAGAAUAAAGCCAAUCAAAACAAAACAGUGUAAGGGAUACAAUUUCAAAAUAAGAUAGUAAGAAAUCAACAGCAGUUACCAUAAUGCCUCUUAGAGUUUUCAAAACAAUUACCUAUAAUUUCAGAUAUACUCAAAUAAAAGAAAACAAAAUAGAACCAAUGAAAACAAACCAAUGAACACAAUAAAGUAUUUCAAGCUAUUAGUACAUCCAAAAUAGCUACCAUAAUAUGUCUUGUUAUCGUUGAGAUAGCUGCCCAUGCCAUCAGAUACAAUAAAAUCAAACAAGAUAAAACCAAACAAAAUAAUGAAAAUGAUACAGGACUUCGACAGUGAUAAUAGGGAAUUGGGCCAUGGCUACUGCCUUCAGAAGGAGAUGACCCAUAGAUGCUACAUUGUGUAUUGUUAUGUUCUGAAAAGAUGAUCAGAUUACUGGCUUUAGGCCUGCAAGUCAGUGAAAUACUGAACACUACAAGCAGUAAGUUAUAUUUUACCUCAGUAGCUAUCAUCACAUCCUGUAUUUCUUUGGAUCAGCAGGUUGCUUAUGAAGGAGGGGCAGGGGAAAACAUUGACUCUUCUUGUCUCCCUGCCCACAUACCAGAAGGGGCCGGCAUCUAGUUCACCCUGCAGUGACCACAUAUGGCACUGACUCACAAGAAGUGCUUGGUUCUUUAUUGGCUUCUUGUUCCCUUCCCCCAUGCUCUGUAAAUGGUGCUGACUCACAGGAAAGGGCUGGCAUCUGGUUCUCCUGCAGUGGUCUGCACAUGGUGCUGACUUGCAGGGAGAGCUUGGCUUCUUGUUCUAGUGUACUGUUCUAAACAUCUCUCAAACCAGUCAAGUUGAAAGUCAUGAUUAGCUUUUACAUACUGGGGCAUCUAAACUGGCCAAAAAGGGAGGAAAUAAAGGUUGUAAAGGUCUGGAGUUGGAGAUGACUUGCUAUGGCAUCAUAUAGUAAAUAUAGUUAUGUCCUGCACACUCAAACCUUCAUACAUGGAAAUAGCCUUUUAAAUUAAAAAGUUCAAAUUUCAUGAACACAGUGAAGAAAUAUAUAGCCUAGUUAUUGUAAUGCAGUAUGUUAAUUAUUUGCUUGUAAGAAUAUGCACAGGAUGAAGUAUAGGGUGACUUACUUUCUGUGUGGAGGAGUCCACAGAAGUUUUCUACAGGAGAUAAUGUGUGUGCAGUCUUGGAUGACAUUGUUCAUGAGAGCCAGUUCAUUGUUCAGAGAGCCAGCAGAAAAGGACUUUUGCGAAUGAUUCAAAGAAAUACUAACAGUGAAAGAGGUUGGUGAUUCUUUGAAAGUACAACUAAUUUGGUAUAGUUUUCUUAUGGAGGGGCAAGAAGGAUUGGAGAUAGGACAGCAAUUGAAAAAUGAGGGAAUCCUGAGAAGCCUUUUUGGUCAGCAUGCUUCAAUAAUAUUGUGCUUUUGGAUUCCUUAUAUUCUAAUAAGAUGUCUUCAUUACUUUUAAAUAACAGCUUAUCUAAUGUUGGUGCAUGAUAGUUUUAGAUAAAGACAUGAUUACUGUAAAGAGGAAAUCAAAAUAUAACGUUUCAUUUUAAAUUUCAGAAUUAAUAGUUUUAAAUGAACUAAGUAAUACAUAGAAUUUUCUAUAAUUCCUGUGUACAUUUUUCCAGUUAAAAUGUUUCUACUUUAUAUUAAUAUUGCAUUUUUAUAUCAAUAUUAAUGUUUUAAUAUUUCAAAUUUGGACUAAACUCAAUGGCCUGUGUUUAUGGUGUUCAUAUCUAUUUCUAAGUGAUGAAAUUAAUAAACUUUCAGGUGUUUAUCUGAGAAUAACAUAAUUUGGUAUUGAAAUCCCUUCCCACCAAAUAAGUGGUUAAUACUGCCUUUUCUGUAAUUUAUCUUUUUAAUGUGACUUUAUAUUUGCUAGUUUUCAUGAUUCAUACUUUAAUUAGUGGCCAUUUGUGGGUGAAUUUGUAGUACUGUGUGACUGAGAUCAUUUUCACCCAGCCCCAUGGUUCCUGACCGAGACAGGCUGUCUGAGGAUUCACUUUAUCUGAUUUGCAGGCUGUGGCCUCCAUGUUAAAGGGAAACUUUAGAUUCUUUCUAUGAAUGUAUUUAAAAGCUAUAAAAUAAAAUUCAAAAUGAGAAGGAUUUUUUAAGGUUAUAAAUUUAAUUUUCAGUGUUCUCUAGAUACACAAGGGUCUUGGAGAACCAUUGUUAAAAUUAAUUAGAAAAAAUAAUAGAUUUUAGAAAAUAAGAAUGUAAUGUAAUUCAUAUUUUAUAAUGUCUUUUCCACAGGCUGUGGAGACUAGGGUCAGAGAUGCCAGUUAAAAAUAGUUGUGGUAGACUAGGAUAAGAAAACAAAGAUUUCUGAGAAACUCUUAAGCUUGAUUAAGAUCUGGUAGAUUGGUAUAGUAAUUGUUGGGUAGGUUGUUUUUAUUCCAGACCCUUAGGAAUUUGUGAUCAAAGCAAAAUCCUAUUGUCAUGUUUUUGGGAAAAGAAGAAUUAACUCAAAUUUAUUUAUUAAAGUGAUUAUUCUAGGGGAUAGGAGUAUAGCUUAGUGGCAAAGUGCCUGCUUGGCAAGUGUGAGGUCAUGAGUUUGAUUCCAGUACCAAAAAAAAAAAAAAAAAAGUUUAUUGUUGCAGCAAGAUGACAAACAGUGGUUGGAAAGGGCAGCAGUUGACAAACAGGGAUGAGUUAGGACAUCACUGUCAUUAUCAAUGAGUGACAUUCUGCCAAGCAAUUGCAGUGAUUUAGAAUAAGGUCAAUGGACAUUACAGGAUCAUAUGCUGAGUAUGACCCUUCCAGAAGUGUCUUCCUACUCAGCUCCUAGCUGAUUUUCCUGGAGCUCAUCUCAUGUUAAAUCUGACCACCCAGGAAGACUAAGUGCAGUUGUACCACGUGUCCCUUCCUGGAACAUGCAGUUCUCUGUUUAUUUUGUGAGGAACAAGAGUGAUUUCCUCAGAGUAUUCUAGUAGUAACCAGAGAGCUAAUGUAAUGGCCUCUUAUACAUUCUUAUCUCGACAGAUGAAUGGAUUUCUAAAUUUAGUGCAAGUGAACAAUUAAAUACUAUGCUGAAAAUCAGUCAUAGGCAACAAUGUGGAUGACAUUAGACUAUGUUCAGUUAUAUUAAAUAAGUUAGGCAAAGAGUAACAAAUACUCUUUGCCUAUACAUUCUUAUCUCUUGGUGGUAAGAAGGGGUAUCUGUUUCAUCCUCUACCUUUGAUCUGUUCAGAAUAUUCUUCCUCUCUUGAUUUUUUUUAAAGAGAAAUGCCAUAAAAAUGCUGUUUUCAUCUCUGUUAGCUCAGUAUGUCAGUGGUCCAAGCCACUUUCACAGUAUUUUUAAAAUGUGCUUUGUUGCUCUGGAUCUUGGACUCCUUGGAAGCAUAAGUUAUGGCAACAGACUUAGCAUUCUGGGCAAAGUAUGAAAGUAAAAGCAGUGCUGGAAAGAUGCUAAGGAGCAGACAUAGCCCGUGGGCUGUCUCCUGGCUGUGUGUGGCGUGGCACUAAGAAUUUCUCCCUUAAUCAGACGCGGGCCAGUCUUUGUGGUUGAGGAGGGAAAUGGAGUCACCAUGCUCUUGGCCUCACUGAGCUGAAAAUGCUGGAAAACAGUUUGUGUUUCAAAAUUUCAAGGAAAUCUUAUCAGAGCUGGAAAAGAGAAAGAGAGAAAAAGUAAAAGAAAUUGGCAGUUAUUAGUUCUAUUUGUACAAUGUUUCUUGCUUUCUUAUACAAGAUUGAAUUGAAUUUUCUGGCUGCCUCUGUAGUUGGAUGAGGUUGCAUUCUUAGUCUGGCCAGGGAGUUUCAGUCAGAAGUAAUGUGUAUGCUCUCAUUAUCAGUGUGACACUCUCUAGAGGCUCAGGUUCUAUCUUCCUUGGUGACCAGCAGCUAUCAAGCUGGUGGCUCCUUAUUCAUCUGUUGUUUCUGAGUAACAUGUCUGCCUCAGUGGAGAUGUCAUUUCUGGAAAAAAUUAACAUCUAUAGUUUAAGUCCAUUGACCUUUGUCUUUUUUUAUGCAACAUACAUGUCCUACUAAAUAAUUUGACUCCAUACUUACAAACUCUUUGAUCUUUUUAAUAUGUUAGGUAAAGUCUAUUAUCAUUGUACACUAAUGGGCUUUUCUCAUAAGGACAGUAGUUUAGCACCAGAUUCUGAUAACACUCCAAGAAGCCUUUUCUCCUACCACCACUGCUGAAAUUAAUUCUGUCUGUGAUUCUUACCAUCAGUCACUCCAGAAUAAAAGGCUGGAGCCUUUUAGUUGAUAGUACUUUUAUAACAUGUACCUAUUUUAGAGCUGCUAAAAGCCAGGAGAGGAAAUAGCUACCCUUUUUCAGAUUCUCUAAUGACAGGUAGACUUUCAUCUAUCCUGAGAUUUCACUUUAGCACAAUUCUAUUAGUCUAGGCUUAAAGGCAUAAAAAUAAAAAUAAAUAUAUUUUGUUUUAAUUUUAAAUAACAGUUCGUAUAAACUGUUAAAACUUACAGGGUAAAAUGUGGUGUUUCAAUGCAAGUGUACAUUGUAGAAUAGUGGCUUCAAAUUUGAUGUACUAAUUAGUAUAUGUGGCAUUUUAGAUGUCUAUUAUUUCUUUACUGUGUGAACAUUUAAAAUCCAUUAUUUCAGCUACAUUAACUGUAUUUGCCAUGCUGUGAAAUGGAACACCAGAGCUUACUCUUUCUACGGUAACUGUACCUACUGCCUAAUAUCUCCACAUUCUUCAUCUACCUCACAUCUAACUCCCACCUACCGCCUUUCUACACUUGUAUGUCUCAGAAUUGGUGUUGAUUACACAUAUAAAUGAGAUGGUGCAGUAUUUGUUACUCUUUGCCUAACUUAUUUAAUAACUGAAUAUAGUCUAAUUUCAUCUACAUUGUUGCCUAUGACUGAUUUUUCAGCAUAGUAUUUCAUUGCUCACUUGCACUAAAUUUAGAAAUCCAUUCAUCUGUGGAUGGACACUGCCUUGGUUACUUUUCUCUUGUUGCUGAGACAAAAUACCCAACACCCCAAAUUAAGGAAGGGAAGGUUUAUUUAGCUCACGGUUUGUGGAAAUUUCAGUCCAAAAUCAGCUGGCUCCCAGGCAAGAUGGUAACAAUUCAGUAAGGCAAAGUUCAAGAUGACAGAAGACAGCAAUGCAGCAAGAGCAAAAGGGAUGAAAAAGUUUCUUUUCCUGCCUUAUAUUAUACACAGGUCUCUCCUGCCAUCCCCAGGGUAGGUUUUGUUCACAAAAUCUCCUUGCCCUCCUCUUGCAUAGGAUGAGUCUAUUUAAAAAGUAAGGCCUCUGGCUGUUUGUUGAAUAAUGUAAACUUCUAAGCUUCUCAGAUAGAUACAGUGUUUCAACAACAGCAGGCUCUUAGAUUGUUCUGCAUAUUGGCUACUUGUGAGUAGUACUGUGGUGAAACAUGGUAGUACAGACAUGUCUUUCACAGAUUUUAGUUCCUUUUUUGUAUAGAACCCCUAGUGGGACUGUUGGCAAAUCUUAAAGCCCUACAGAACCAGAAGUGCUAUUAAGUGUCACACACAAAAAGUGGCGAACUUCAUCCCAGAAAUCAGGAUGAAUUAAUGAAGUUGAUGUAUGUAAGAAGCAGAAGCAUGUCCACUAAAUCAAGAACAGGUGCUAGCUGUCUUUCCUUGCUAUUUAUAUUUUGUAACCGUGUGGGAGGACAAGGUUGAGACCUGUGUUUUAUGACAGAAAAUUUGAAAACGAUGCUGUUCUCCAGAUGAUUAUAUCUGAGAUUAUAUCCAAGCUUCAUUUCCCUCUGUAACCUGUCACUGUUUCUUUAGCACUACAUUUUAACUCUAAUUUUGUAAGCAGAAUCAGAUUAAAUUUAGAUUAGAGUGCACCCUAAACUUAAAAUUUAUACUAACAUUCUCCAUAUAAAUAGUCCAAUUACAUAUGGGGGUAGGUACUAAGAUUUUCUGAUCCCUAACUGGUUAGAUUUUCCUGAUUAGUUAACAUUUUAGGUGGAAGCUGUUCUGUUUUCAGGGUAGUGGAUGUUUACUCCUGAUAAAUUUUUAAAUAUCUAAAUCAGCUUUUCUCUACACUGAAGUAUUCAACUUAGUGUCUUUAAAAUAUGGUGCAAACAAAAAAAUUUAAAAUGGGACUCAAAACCCUAAUUCAAAACUUGAGACUAGUUUAGUCAUGGUAGAACUCAUAUGUGGCUUCUAGUGAAUAUCUGCUGGUGCAGAAGAUUUCCUUUGUUCACAUUAAUACAUGUCAUCCAUCAGCUUUUCAGAGUAAGCUAUUUUUACAUGGGCUUAUUACUACUCUUCUAAGUUUGCUAAGAAAAUAUGAUAUGGAAAAGUGGAAUUGGAUGGAAUUGUCUUUCUCAAGUUGGAUUUGUUAUUUUAGUUAUUUAAAGGAGAGGGGUUUUUUUGGUACCUUGAAAGGGAAAGGGACUCAAAGCUUGAUCUUCAACUAGAAAUGAAUGUUGAUGGAAUUAUUUUGGAUCUUGAUACUUGAGAGAGUAUAGGAGGACACAAAAUAUAUACUGGAUGACACAUGUUCAUUUAAAAAACACAAAUUAUAAAUUCAGAAUGUUUAUAGAAGUUGGUUUAAGGAAGUCAGGUUUAUGAUAUUUUCAAUUUUGUGAUAGUAUUCUGUCAGUGAGGUGGUGGUAUAUAAUAGCAAAAGCAGUAAUGCUAUUCGAUGUUACUUUUCAGGAAAGGACAUUUUGCUGUUAAGUAUGUUAUGGUUUGUGCUGGAGCGAGGAGCAAGAAACACUGUUGUGUUGCUUGAUACAACCACUGUGCUGGGUGAACCAGGAUGGAAGACCUAUCCAUUAAAUGGGCUUUAUUUCAGAGAAAACUCGUAGCCAGGAGAGGCAUAGACUUACAGCCACAGUUAAACACAGGUCAUAGAAUGAGCUACAUUUGCUGAUCUAUUAUUUGUUUUGUGGAGAGAGAUUUUUAUUUACCAUCAACUUGCCCAAGCUGAACUUCAAGUUAUCAUCCUGCUGAUUCAGCUUCCCCAGCUGCUUGGAUUGAAGGAAUGCACCAACAUGAGCCAUGAACUGCAGCCCACCCGUGCCCACUUGUCUUGGAGCCAACUGAGUGUGGAUUGAAACCUCCAAAAAAUGGAUUGAACUCACAACUUUGUGCUUUCCAGGAAGGCACUUAUGCUGCUGAGCUAAAUCCCUGGCCAGAAGAAACUUGAAUGUACUCACCAAGAAAAAUGUUGGACUUCCAGGAGAACAUGGUGGAUAGAAAGCAGCAGCUUUGGAGGCUCUCUGAGAAACCACACUUAAAAUCCAGGAAUGGUGCUGGGUGAGAAAUCCUAAUCAAGGGGAGAUAUACUUUGCCAACCCAGGAACGAACUAAACUAAGUUCCAACUGGAAACACAAUCCCGGUGAUAUAACAGGAACAGAUAAGGUCUCAGCAUGGAAGCUGGACCCUGUGCCACUGGAAGCUGUGAUUUGAAUUUCAUGCAGCCACUGCUGUGUCCCAAUUGGUGCAUCAAGGAGAGAGGCAUGAAAGCUCUGAGAGUGGGAAGCAGUGAAAGGAGUUGAGAGCAGGAUUUGCCGGGAGCCCUGCAUCGAUCUGUGGUGAGUGAGAGGAACAGGGACCCUUCCAUAGAGUAGGAGGCUUCAGCAAAGGACAUACUGGGACUGGGCAGACUAACUGGAACAGGUUGUUGCAGUGAGUUCAGUCACAUAUUCCCCUCUCAAGCGGGAUUGGUGGGGAGUGCCUGGUCUGUAUGAUGCCGCUGACUAAGACCCGGUAGUCUAGCCCAAAGCAGGUCCCAGUACUGCAAGGUGCACCCUAGCAGUGAUGCCUUCAGUAGGUUGACCUGGAGGGGAGGGCCCAGCAUAGGCUGCCCAGGUCUCUAUCUCCCUAGUGCACUGCACUGGGCAGGAACAUCUAGCUGGUGCAAUUCAAACACACUUUUUUUUAAAUCAGUAUUGGGGAUCGAAUUCAUGACCUCCUGAUUACAAGGCAGGUGCUUAUGCCGCUGAGCUAAAUCCCCAGCCCAACUGUAACUCACAAAGAAAGAAACUGGACCUCCUGUAUUCACUUGUAUAAAAGGAACAAAAAAUAUGGGAAGAGGGAGCAACAAGAAAGGGUCCUCGGCCCCCAAUCUUGAGAAACAUGCAAUAUCAGACACGGCACCAGUAGACAUAAAGCGCUAUCUCCAGAGCCUUAUAGACGAGUUCAGGAAUGAAGUUAUUAACAACCUGAAGCAAGAUAUAAGUAAAAUAGAGAAAUGCUAAACACCACCCAAGAAAAGACAGAUGGUAGAAUGGAAGAACAGAAAAAAAGGGGAGAAUUGUUUGAUAGAGAAAAUAGAGAAAACAUAGAAUACGUGAAGCAGGUUCAAAGAGAUUACCAGGAAAAAAAAAAAAAAAAAACUCUCGAAAACUGGCAUAACAGCUUGAAAGAAACUAAGGAUAGAUUAUCUGAACUGGAGGGCAGAUUUGAAAUAUGGGAGCAUGAAAUGAAAAACUUCUUAAAAAUAACAACAACAACAAAAAAAACAAACAGCAACAAUGCAAAGGCUAGAAGAUGAUAAGAAGAUCUGUAACAUAAGAAUUAAGAACAUAAAAGAAGAAGUAGGGAAACAAACAAAUGGACUACAAAAGCUAGUCACAGAAAUAAUCCAAGAGAAUUUCCCUAAUUUAGCAAAUGGUAAAAAUACUCAGAUGUAUGAGGCAUACAGGACCCCAGCUACCUACAACCCAAACAGAGCUACACCCAGGCAUAUAAUAAUCAAAAUUCCAGAAAUCUAAUAUAAGAACAGAAUAUUAAAAGCCAUCAGACACAAGAAACAGAUCACUUACAAGAUAAUACCCAUCAGAGUUACAGCAGACUUCUCAGCACAAACCAUCAAAUCACGAAGAGUGUGCAGAGAAAUAAAUCAAGCUUUUACAGAUAAUGACCUCCAGCCAAGAUUGAGAUAAUCUGGACAAAUGUCCCUAGAAAUUGAUGGAAAAAUACGGUGCUUCCAGAAUAAAGAGUAACUAGGGGAAUUUGCAACCACCAAUUCAACUUUCCAGAGAAUACUGCAGGAUAUUCUAAAAAAGGAAAAUAUCAAGAUUCCAGAAAUAGUGGCCGAGAGGCCACAAUGAAUGGAGCAGAAAGCGAAAUGAAGAAGACAAACUGACAACAAACGACAGAAAAAGAGCUCAACAGAAAUGAGGCAGAGAAGAUCGGAUGGUAGGAAGAGCUAUUUUGCAGAAAACAAGACAUCAUAAUAGCUAGUGAUGAUUUAGUAUCAUCUUGUUUUGAAGUCCCAUCAAACUUAUAUUCUUCUGUCUCCAUCGGUCUUAAAAGUUUGUAUCUUACUGGAUUUUAUUAUAUAUGAUAAGAUAAGUAAAAACUUUUAUAUACAAGGAGAUUAUACAGAAACCAUUGUUCCUUUUCUGUUAAUUUAUUCUAAAGUCCCAGUAAUAAUGUCAUUUUCCUGAAUGGUUUUAUAGUGUCUUGAUAUGUUUGGUGCUACAGUAUACAAAGUUAUACUCAAAGAUUUCAAGGAAAGAGACACUAUGGUAACUAUUUUUAUGUCAAGAUAUCUUGUGGUGAAACACUAUUUUGCUUAUGGUUAUGUUUUGACCUGCACUGUUCUGUUGUUAUGCCCUCUCUUAUCUCAAUCCCCUUUUUAAAAAAUUAUUUACUUUUUCUUUUAUCUGUUUAAUUAAGGGACAACUAAAUAAAAAAUAGCAGUAUACAUUAUAGUAACCUACUUUGGUUUCCUAUUAACUUGAUUUGAAAUCCUGUAUUGCCCUCACCAUCUUUUGACUGAUUUUCCCGUAUUCUGCUUUGCUUGAUAUUACCGAUUUUAAAAGCAUAGGCAAAACUGUGAAGACAAUUAGAUUCAUUAUGAUGCCCAUUCCUGUUGACUAUUAUCUUCUUUUAAAGUCCUGUAAUGUCUCCAAUGCUUUGGUUUUACUCUUUACUGCUUUGUUCAAUUUUAUUAUAACUGGCAAUUUUUCUUAAAAUAGCAAGGGGCAGUAUGGUAACCAUUAUUGAUCACCUUGUAUUUUGUUUUUACAUUAUCUAUUAUGUCCUUCCUUUUGAUUUGAUGGACUGUGUUAUGAUAUGUCGCAUUUGGUUUUACUCUCUUCAAAAAAAGUAAUAAGAACUGUGGGAGUAAUAAUACCUAAAAUGUGUCAAAGAAAAGAAAAGAAAGUGCUCCAAAGGUUAUAACUGCAUAUAUGUUUAAAUGUAUAAGAUAGAUAACCAUAUUACUGAGUUUUUUUUGAUCAUUGAACAAAACUGUUUGCACUCUCACUGUUUGAAAGUCCACUUUAUAAGUUUCAAUUUUGUAACUUGAACAACUAUUUCUAAGAUGAGAACAUGUAAUCUAUUAACUAGUGAUUUUUUAAUGUUUAUUUUUUAAAUUUCGUAUUACUUGUACCCUUUUUCUGUUUUUUCUCCUUAAAUAAAAAAAAGAAAAAAAAAACAAUUGUUUGAAAUUAUGAGCAUUAUACCACAUGCAAUUCACACCAACAUAAUUUAAAAAAUGUGAACACUAUGUAUGAAACAUAUAAAGAGAACAAAGUACAUCAUUUAGUGUGUCCUUUUCAACAAUGUCCAGUCACUAUCAAAGAAGUAUAAUAAUUACAUGAGCAAUGGUGCUUCUUUCUCUGCACACAGAGGAAAAAUUCUUAUACAAGAUCAGGGAUAUAGCUGAGCAGCACAGUGCUUACCUGGCAAUGUGGCAUUGUGAGUUUGAUUCCCAGUUUAAAACAAAUUGCUUGUACAUGUGAAUGCCCUACUUCAGAGAUCAAUUUGUGUUUUUAACAGGCAACUCCUUUUCAAGUUGUCCUUUAUUGUAUUAUUUCACCUUCUUUUAUUUAAAUUCCUAACAUAACAUCCAACUUUUAUCAUCAUAAGAUAUAGAACCUAAUAUAUUCAACAGUUUAUUCAUUUAUUGCAUGACCCUAGAUGUAAGACAGUAGUUUACACAUGCGUGGAAAGCUCCUAGUAAUUAUUUUCAUCAUAGCCAUAGUAAUAUGUAUUUUAAAAUUUAGUGAUGUUAAACUUUUAAAAAAAUUGUCAUGUGAUUUUUAAACAUCCUAGAAGGACUUAGAAUUCUGAGGGUGUAUUCAUUGAUUCUGGAAUUCAACAUCAUUACAAUGAAACUCAAUGUGGAGGACACUAUUUGUCUACUUGAGGCCUCAUAUUAAACUUGCAUUUUAUAUAUCAUAGUUAGAUGUCCCUAGCAUUUCCUAUGACUCAGUUAAAAUAUCCAACAGUGUCACUAUAAUGGAUUCAAGACUUAUGAAAACUAAACCUAGGUGGAGAGCAGAAAGAAGGCUGCGUGCAGUGUCCCAACCUCAAUUCUGGCCCUUUGAGAAGAUAAGGAUUCAGCAUGUAAAUUUUCUGUAAUAGACCUUUCCAUCUCAAGGGAUGAAUGCUAAUCUCUUGUGGCUUACUAAUUUUUCCAAAGUAAAUACUCACCUUUGCUUGCCUGAUGCCUAGAACUCUGUCACAUUCUCAGUGUUUGAAGACAUUGAGGUUAUUAGGAAAGACAUGUAUGGGUGUGGCUUCAUGUUGCUAGGAAACAUGACCCAUGAGAUUACAUCUGGUGCAUGGACUCUGACUCUCAGGCUCUCUCUCUCUCUCCUGAAGAAUCUCCACUCAAAGGUUGAAGAUUUGAUUCUGAGAACAUGAGCAACCUGAAGCCAAUAUCAUAAGGCAAUGGCAAGUACCUAUGCCCAUGCACAAAAAACUAAGAGACUUGUUUCCCCCUUAUUAUUCCAACCAGGUCAUAUUGGUUGUUGUCAAGCACAUGCAAAGUGAGUCAUUUGCCAUGUGCUAUAGAUCAGUAAUUCACAAAGAAGUGCAGAGCAUUAAAAAUGGACUGGGACAUUCAUACUAUCAUGAGACACACUACAAUAAUCAUUACAAAAUAUUGAUCUUUAUUUUGAUAAGAAUUCCCUUCACAGAUAUUCUUCAUACUAGUAAUUAUUUUCUGAUCCUCUUAAAUCUUUGCAGGAGAUAAGAAACAUUUUACCAGUAAAGCCCUAUAACCACUAGAAUCCCUUCCUCAGAAAGAAAAGAUUCCCAAAUUAUCUUUACAUUAGACACAAUCAUUCCAAUAUUCUGCAGUCUGUCCUACUCAAGAGUACUAUGUCACCCUCAUGUAUUUAAAGCAGUAAUUCAUAUCAUGAAAAAUCAAAUAUGCGCUAAUCUUAUUUUAUGUGGAAUAAUUAAUCACAAAAUACACAAUGUGCUUUGCCUAUUUUUCCUGUGCAUUUUCAACUCCCCCAUUCUACUUGAGUGAAGGCCCCAGGAGCUGAAUCUAGUGAUUUUCAUGCUCUAGUCACCUUAUUGAACUAUUUCUAUAUGCUCACACAAAUAUAGUUAUGUAGUUUGUACUCUAAUAAAGUCCUAGAUACCUUAGCAACUCCUCUCCUUUAAAGAGGUGAAACUCCUGAAAAUACAAAUCCUUCUGAUGAUAAAUCACACCACUCAGUUGAAAUUAUAAACCUUAAGCUGUGUUACAGAGAUGACAUUAAAAGGUAUAUUAGAGAAACACUUGUAGUGUCUAAUUAUAAGCUUAAUGCUAACCUCUCAGCUCAGUUUCCACUAAUUUAAAAUUUCCAUUUUAUCCUCUUGUUUGGAGGAUAUAGGUCAAGCAGUAUGACCAUAUGGGGCCAAAUCAAUACAACAAUAAUAAAAAAUCCAUGGAAACAUAGACACAAAAUACCCAGAGUAGUGUUCACAUUUCCAAACAGGAUUGCACUGCUCUCCUGAUAGAGCUGCUCAAGAGAAACAGGUGAAUACAGCUAUCUAAAAUGGAAACAACUGGGUAAGUGAGGCUCCUGUACUACAGGAGACAAUUUGAAGACUGGAAGGAAUAACACAAAAGAGAUAUUUGAGUAUCAUAAGGAAAAUGACUUGAUUAAACUAAAACUAAGGGCCAACAAAAUGAAUUGAAUAUGCACAAAAAACAAACCUGUUAUUGCAAGCACUAUAAUUAAGCAUUAGAUUUUUUUCAAGCUGCUGAAUACAAAUGCUGUAUUUGAUCUGUAUUUCAGAUAUAACAGAAAGAGAAAUUCAUAAUACAACACUAAAUAUCACAUGUACCUCACUGAAUGCAGCACACUGUGAAUCACUGUUUGUUCACCCAUGGUGUCCUUUUUCAAAAACAAGAGACUGGUCUCUGUAUCCUCCAACAUGAGCAUAUAAACUUCACAUUGAGCCAUGUAUCACUAGUACAAACUAUGUGUCAACUUAAAAAUUCUAUAUAAGUUUAUACUCAAACAUUUUCUCUUCAUUAUCCAAGGGCCCAAUGGACUUUAGAAAAGAUAAUUUGAGAUGGACAUAAACUUUCCAUAUGCAUCUAAUAUUGAAAAAGUUAUUCAGGGUGGCCUUGAUUUUUAGCACUCCUAACUUUCCCAGGAGGCUGGCAUUAAAUUUGUGUAUCACCAAGACUCAGUGUUGUUUAUGUUCCCCCAACAAUGAAUUCUUGGUGAAAUUGGGUGACAUGAAAAUAAAACACUGAUGCAGGCAUGGCAGUGCAUUCCUGAGUCCCUAGCAUUACAAUGGAUGAUGCAUGAGGCUGUGCGCAUUAAGGACUGUGUGAACUGAAGAAGGAGGCCCAAUUCCCUCCAGCAAAGCAGAGGCACAACCAUCACCAUCAAAGAAGAAUAUUUCUGUCAUCCCCUCACUGGCAGUUGAGCUAGUUAGAAACAUUACAUCCAUCAGAAAUGGCUAGGCUCUGGAAGGGCCUCCACAGAGGACCAAAUAUCUGGUGGCUUUGGAAGAGACACACACCACAUGCUGUGGACCAGAUCUCAAGAUAGAUGACAAAGAAAUACAACCACACCCUUAAGGAUAAUCCUUAGGGAUUAGGUAUGGAUCACCUUGAGAAGAUAGGAGUUACCAUUCUAACCAGCUACAGAAAAAGUCACUGAUCCAUAAAGAAUGCUAGCUUGCUAUGUGACUCAAUUCCCCAUUUGUCUCUGAUUUAGUCAAUUUUUCCUGAGGAAGUAAACUGAAUGUUUGACCAUAGCUCUUGCCCACCUCUUGCUUGCUUGUCUUGUGAGUUAUUGAUUUGUCUUUAGACUUGCCUCAUCUCAUUGUUUUGCAUUAUAAAAAUUCCUAGAAAAUGAGAGUCUUUGGCAAUCCAUAUGGGACCCCUUCUGUCUCUCUCACAGGAGCAUUCUUUCACUCAAUAAAUAGUUCUUCUCUUAAUCUUGGUUGUACCUAAAAUUCAUUCAUAAGUUUAAAACAACAUGAAUUUCUGCUGCACAUAUAGAGGGUAGACAAUUUCAUUCCCCUAUAUCAAACUCAGCAGUCAAAGUGCUGGCAAAGACUCAACUCUUCUUGCAACCAUGUGCAAAGAAGUAAGACCUCAUCUCUAAAUGCCAAAAGGUUUUUAUUAACUAAAUCUUUUUUCAAAAUUUGGAGGAUGUUAAUAAGGACCAGAUUUCUAAGGUCAGUCACUGGACAAUAAGAAACAACAAAUGUAUCUUGAAAUCUUUGGUGUCCAAAAGAAACUCCUUCCCAUGUUAUUUUAGAUGUGAUGUCCAACAUAUUUCCAAACCUUCAACACUGGGGUCCUAACUACCUAUCUUACCUCAGAGAUGAUUAGGAGAGCUGAUCAAUAGACAUAGAAAAAGAUUUUAUCCAUGACUAAGUUUCCCUCCUUUCUAUAGGCCUGUGAGCUUUUUCCUACUCUCAGAUCUACCAAGCAGACAAUCCUUCAGUGCUGUCACAAUAGGUCAAACUCACCUCAGAAGUGCUUUACUGAGCUGGCUGCUGAUUGGGCCUUCCUCCACAUGCCCCUGCUCUCCCAUUUCCUUUCCAUCAUAUUGGCACAUGUUAUUAAAACUUUUGUAAUUAUUCUUUAAUACUCAUGCAGAUCCUGACCAUGUGAAGAUACCUCUGCUUAAGUAAAACAGUCCAUCUCAUCAUUUAAAUUUCUUUUUGAGACAAGGACUCAUGAUGUAACUCGGGAUGCCUUGUCCUGGAACUCACUUCAUGUACCAUGCUUGUCUUAAACUUGCAAGGAUCCUCCUGUAUCAGCCUCUUGAGUGCUGGAUUUAAGUGCAUGUGCACCCACACCCUACUCAGUGCUUCAAAUUUCAGGUCAAACUAAAGCACAACCCAAAUGUAACAAAUGUUUGCAGUUUUGAAACCUACUUCCAUUUCCACUUUCAUAUUUAUCAGAUCUCUACAUCCCUGUAGACACCAAUUUGCUGUUUUUCUCAGUGUGGGAUUAGCAGGCAGCACCUACAGGAAGUUGUUCUCAGCAAGAAAUUUCCACUCAGGAGCUAGUGCAUCACCAUUCCCCAAAUACCUCACAACAUUCUAAACUUUAAGAAAACACUUGCUUCAGUAGUUCAAUUGUAAAAAAGUUAUUUAUCUACUUAGCUUAUAAAUAAGGCACUUGCUAAGGAAAUGGCCUGAGGUAAAGUUGCAAAAGUAGUGGCUGGGAUAAGAAUUAAAAUCAGAAUGGGCCAUGACCUAGGACUUUGAGCUUCACAAUAAAUUGCAGAUUCUAGUCUACCAGAGUGGCUUGCAGGUGCUAAUUACUAAACUCCUGAGGUAAGAGAAAUGUAAAAACAAACAUCCAGUUUAUCUCUAAAACCUGUUUCCUGUAGACCCCACAGGCUGAAGAAAAGAGUUGGAGAACCUCAGCUCAAAGUAUUUCUUUUUCUGGGUGCAGUGACUCAGGGUUGUAAACUCCUCACCCUGGAGACUGAUGGAGGAGGAUGGCCUGGAGCUCAAGGGCAGGCCAGACUACAGAGAUACACUCUGUAUCCAAACAAUAAAUAAUAAAACAUAAAAGAAAAAAAAGGAAACAAAGACAGAGAUAUAUUUUAAAUCCAUAGAGCCAGGUGUAUCCUCAAGGCUGUCUACCCACAUAGGAAACAUUCCCGAAGUCAAGGAGCUUUCUCAUUUUUAUUUUGGUUUCAGAACUCAUAACACACAGUGUCAUGAGAUUAUGAGUUCUGUUCGUGCCAUAACAUCACUGCGAGUAGAAGUCUCACAUAAAGAAUUCAAAUGAUAGUGUUUUCUCAUUUUGAGGACAGACUUCAGGUUUGCCUCCAAAGCACUGCACUCCUUAAACACAGCUGUGCCUGAGGCUGUGCAAAAGACACUCUGUGUGUACAGGGGUUCUGCCCAAUACCAUCCAGACCUGCCAAAAUUCCAUCCCAUUCCCAGCUCCAGUAACAUCAAGUUACCACUGCUAUGCUUGAGGAUAUCCAAGGAUCCUUUCCAGUCCUCAGUAAGAAGAGGUCACAGAAACUUGAUGUGAGCUCAGUUCCAGGCACUCAGCACUGAACUCUCAGUGAGCACUUCUAUAAGAGGGCUGGGAUGAGCCCUCCUCCUUUCGCCCAGCUUUAUGAAUGAUUGGCUUCUGGGCCCAUCUCUCUUCUAUUAUGUCACCCUCACCUGCCAGGAUUCAUAGUUUACUCUUGGCUUUUUAUGGCUGUCCUUGGUUUCCUUAAAGGUUUAGUGCCCUCUCCUGAAUCUGGGUCCCAAAUGUAAACAGGUGAAUGUCUUGUGGAAGAACCAAUCCCUUGUGAACAAAAAAAAACUUAUUUGUAAAGCUUAGGCUGGGACAACUUGUCAUAGGUAGGGGCUGCUGUCAGGAAUAAGGCCAUAAGCUUUAUUGCCCAGAUGUUUCCAGGCUCUCUCUCAGUCUGCUCAUUUGCAUUAAACUAAUUUUUAGAUGUCUACCAAGAGAAGUCCAUUACAGCGUGAAUGAAGAAACUGCACAUUAACAGUAAGGGACUUCUGAGAAAAGGUAAAGAUAAAGGAAAAUCAAACAGUCGAACUGCUUCAGAAAAGCUUUACACUGUAUCCAGUGCCAUAAAUCAUACCUAAGUUUUGAAGAUAAUCCUAGCCAAGCAUAAGAUUCACUAUUACUGCUGAAAGAGAGUACCACACUUGAUCCACUAGAUCACUUCCUGGAAUUGAGUGUGGGAUAAAAAAAGCACUUUUGAUUGUGUUAUGGAUUAAGAACUGGUGGUCAACUUAAUGCCAGAUGGAUUACAUCAACAUGGCAUUGAGUGAAGAUGCUCCACCUGAGGAAAGUUGCUAGGAUAAAUAAGUGGAGAAGAAGCGGUGCUAAGGCAUUAGGGCAUUACUGCAAUGAGGUAUAAUGGGUUCUCCUAUGAGUUGCUGUUUGAACUGUUGGUUCUCCUGGAGAAGCUUUGGUCCUCACACCAAGCAUUGCUUCCUGGCUCCAGAGGGGAAGACAUGUGCUGCUUGGUCUCCAGGAUUAAAUCAUCAUGCUCCUUCCUAGCAUGUACCCAACUGUGCUUGUUUGGAGGAGCUCAGGGCUUCUGUGUCACUGGGAUGGCUGUGGUGCCUUCAAGGACAGCCCUGGUCUUUGUUGUGAGUGUGACUUCUUGGCUACAGUGCAGAACACUCAUCCCACCAGCACAGCUCCUUCAUUCUGCUGGCAUGGACUUUCUGGCUUCCACCACUGACCCUUGGGUUUUCCCGGCAUGGAUCCAUAAAAGAGACUGGGGUGAGUCCUUCUUGUGGGCUCUGGACCUCCAGUUGGACUCCUGGGAAGCAUUGUCCUGAGUUCUGUGUUUUUAUCUGGAUUCAUGUAGGACAUUGCUGUGGGAUUUAGGCCCUUGACUAAAUAUUCUACGCCUUUGGUGUUGUGGAUAUAUUUCCUCCUUUUUCCUGUGUUAACUCCUCAUGACCAUUAUAAAUAUAAUAUUAUAAACUCCAUGUCCUGAUUCUAAUUGUUUUCAAUUUACAACCCCUAACUACAACAGACUGUAAGUGAAAACAUUUUUGGCAAGUAUGUAUAUAUUUUACUCUAGAAUCAUUAUAUUUUUCAUUAACCUGUUGCAUAAUUGUUGACUUGACUUCAUGUGCAAGAUUGCUUUUAGUCAAUCUAUAUACUUUAGAUCUAAAAUAUAGAAAGUAUAAAAGAAAACCUAAUGAAGCUGAAGUAGGAAUUUGCAGGUAGGAAAUAGUACCUGAGUUGGGAUCAUAGAGCCUGGCACAAGUUCCAGGGAAAGGUUUUUUUUGUCUCUUUAAUCAAUGCUGCCAGGAACAUAGGCCCUCAGUUAUGCAGCCACUACCUUUUCACAGGUAGCAGUCUGACUGUCAUUUCUCUUCCUUCUUCCAAACUAAGUGUUUUUAUUUUCCAUUUCAAUCUUGCUGUCUUUAAGCCCUUAUUUUUAUGACUGUCACCGUCCCUUAUUUACUAUAGUGCAGUAGUAGGGUGUGCACACCAUCCUGUGGCUAGGUAAGAUAGAAAACCAUUUCUCUUUUCCAUGGAUUCCACUUAUUUAUUGAACAGUAAAAAAUUAUUUUCUUUUCUUGUUUACUUUUUAGUAAAAAAAGGAAAAUAUCUCUCCUAAGUUUCUGUUUUUGUCCACAACUACAUUCCUUGUUAUUGUGUUUCCCUGAGCUCAGUUUGUACCAAAUUAACAGGUCCAAUAACUUUCUCCAUAAUGAUUACUGGUUGGCUGUUGAUAAUAGCCUUUCUAUCCACCUAAUAACAAUGCCUCUUGAAUAACAGACUUUUCAUAAGUGUGCUGAUGCAGUUUUAUUUACCAAUCAUGUAUGUAACUAGAUCUAUUGUAAUGGGUUUACCUGACAUCAAUUGCAUAAAAUUCUGUUUCUAACCAUCAAGCUUCUGAUGUAUUUGAGGCCCUAAUUCACUCCUUAGAAAAAACUGGAAACCUUACACUAUCAAGUUCCAUAUGAAAUUCCUGCAGAUGUCUGUGACAGCCUUCACAGGGCACAGGUACUUUAUUGGUCUUAAUAUUAAAUAAAUGUUAUUCAUGAA
Messenger RNA from Cavia porcellus (domestic guinea pig), 25217 nucleotides. RefSeq names its product igE-binding protein-like. NCBI's taxonomy places the organism in Eukaryota, Metazoa, Chordata, Mammalia, Rodentia, Caviidae. Gene Ontology annotation, biological process: viral process. The coding region runs from base 812 to 1732 and encodes 306 amino acids. The record is from RefSeq and is a predicted model, not a curated record. The transcript is spliced from 7 exons.